This is a messenger RNA of Pangasianodon hypophthalmus (striped catfish), 1177 nucleotides long. RefSeq names its product serine protease 27-like. The record is from RefSeq and is a predicted model, not a curated record. The transcript has 7 exons. Gene Ontology annotation, molecular function: serine-type endopeptidase activity. NCBI's taxonomy places the organism in Eukaryota, Metazoa, Chordata, Actinopteri, Siluriformes, Pangasiidae. Gene Ontology annotation, biological process: proteolysis. The coding region runs from base 69 to 908 and encodes 279 amino acids.
AUAGUGUCGAGAGAGAACAAGAACAACUGCUGACUUACACAGACAGAGACACAGGGCUGAACGCAAAGAUGCUGAGAUUUCAGUGUGUGGCUGUGGCCCUGGCCUUAUAUUUAAAAGGUUCCCUUUCCCAGCUUAAUGUAUGUGGUCGUGCACCUUUUAACACCCGUAUUGUGGGUGGACAGAGUGCCUCAGAUGGGGUGUGGCCAUGGCAGGUUAGUUUACAGAGCCCCGCUUAUUACGGCGGCCAUUUCUGUGGAGGAUCCCUCAUCAACAAAGACUGGGUUCUGACCGCAGCACACUGUUUCUCCAGCACUAAGACUUCUGGUCUGACUGUGUAUUUGGGGAAAAAGACUCUAAGUGGCUCUAAUCCCAAUCAAAUUGCAAGAGGUGUUGCACAGAUAGUCCUUCACCCCAGCUAUAACAGCGCAACCCAAAACAAUGACAUCGCCCUUCUACGUCUGAACUCCUCCGUCACCUUCACGAACUACAUCAGACCAGUGUGUCUGGCAGGUCAAGGCAGCAGUUUUCCAGUUGGCACCAAUUGCUGGAUCUCAGGCUGGGGAAGCAUUGCCUCUGGAGUACAACUGCCAUCUCCUGGUGUGCUGCAGGAGGCAAUGGUGCCCACUGUCAAUACAUAUCUUUGUGAUUUGCUACUGGGAUUUGGAUCCGUUACUUCAAACAUGAUCUGUGCUGGUUAUCUACAAGGAGGCGCUGACACCUGCCAGGGGGAUUCUGGAGGUCCAAUGGUGACUAAGCAGGGUGCAGCCUGGAUUCAGGCUGGUAUCACUAGCUGGGGUAGAGGCUGUGGUCAGUACAGAUCACCUGGUGUGUAUACUCUGGUGUCCCAGUACCAGAUCUGGAUAUCCAGCAUCAUCAAACAGAACCUUCCUGGAUUUAUCAGGUACUAACUCAGUGGGAGGACUGGUGUCAGUUCUGAUGGAUCAGGAAGAAUGGAAACAUUUUAAUUUAAUAACAGCCUUUAUUAUUUUACAUGAAAUGUAAUGUAUAUAUUUUACUGUACAGGUAUAUUUAUUUAUUUUUUUACUGACAUCAAUCUAAUAAGUAGCCAUUGUAUUUUUUUUUUGUAUGAUGAAUAUUGUGAUAAUCAUCUUGUAUGGUGCUACACAUACACAAGAUUACAUAUUAUUAAUGUAAUCGUCCUAACUUAAUUAACUAU